Messenger RNA from Thyridium curvatum, 1929 nucleotides. RefSeq lists its product as uncharacterized. Lineage: Eukaryota; Fungi; Ascomycota; Sordariomycetes; Thyridiales; Thyridiaceae. Bases 1 to 1929 code for a protein of 642 amino acids. The transcript is spliced from 3 exons. The record is from RefSeq and is a predicted model, not a curated record. Gene Ontology annotation, molecular function: iron ion binding; heme binding; oxidoreductase activity, acting on paired donors, with incorporation or reduction of molecular oxygen.
AUGAUCUCCUCAUUCGUCCUGCUGGGCGUGGUCCUGGUUGUCUACGCGGUGUUCCAAGUCAUCAACGGCUUGCGCACGAAUAUUGCCAAGGCUCGUCAAUCCGGCGUUCCCUAUAUUGUCGUCCGUAAGUCGAGAGAGACCUGGGGUACAUACACUGUCUGCCGCGCCGUCGCUGACUCGCAUAUGCACAGCCAUUGCGCCCUUCAAUCGGGUAUGGCAAAUGACAUGGCCAUCUUGGAGCCGGAAUGGUCCUUCCGGGAGCUCAACGAGCCGUACCGGCGGCUGGGCGAGAGCUUCAUCGUCGUCUCGCCGGGCCGCAUGAUCAUGUUCACCCAGGACGCCGACGUGAUCCGGCAGGUGGCGGCGCGGCGCGAGGACUUCCCCAAGCUGACGUCGACGUACGAGCUGCUGGCGCUGUUCGGCAAGAACGUGCUCACGACCGAGGGCCAGCUGUGGCGCAUGCACCGCAAGGUCACGAGCGCGUCGUUCAACGAGCGCAACGCGGCGCACACGUUCGCCGAGGCCAUCCACCAGUCGCAGGGCAUGGUGGACAAGUGGCUGCGCCAGGGCGGCGGCACGACCAUCACGUCGAUCGAGCACGACACCAUGACGCUGGCGCUCAACAUCAUCGGCUACGUGGGCUUUGGCCUGCGCUUCCUGUGGCCCGGGCAGAGCCUGCCCGCCGACAUGGACCCGCGGCUCAAGAAGUACGGCUCUCUGACGCCGCCGGCGGGGCACUCGAUGACGUUUGCCGAGUCGCUGGCCACGGUCCUGGAGCGGAUCGUCGUGCUCUUGCUGACCCCGAAGAAGCUCCUGGGCAUCCUCCCGUUCAAGGCAGUCAAGGAGGCAGCAGAGGCGGACAUGAACUACAGGCAGUACAUGAAGGAGUUCCUCGCCGACAAGAUCGAGGACGUGCGGCGGGGCGACCGCGGGGAGGGCGGCAUGGACAUCAUGGGCCAGCUGGUGCGGACCAAGUACGGCGACAAGACGGGCAAGGAGCCCGACUUUGACGACGACGACAUCAUCGGCAACGCCUUCAUCAUCACGGUGGCGGGCCACGAGACGACGGCCAACGUGCUGCACUUCACCCUGCUGGAGCUGGCGACCAAUCCGGCGGCGCAGCGGCAGCUGCAGGCCGACAUCGACCGGCUCUUUGGCGACUCGGACCCGUCGACGUGGGGGUACGAGCAGAACGUCAACGCCAUGCUGGCCAGCAUGCUCGGCGCGACGAUGAACGAGACGCUGCGCACGAUGCCGCCCGUGGUGGGCGUGCCCAAGAUCGUGUCGCGCGCGGGAAACCCCGUGGUGACGGCCAGCACGGGCGACAAGCUGGCGCUGCCGGCGGACAUGACCGUCAUCCUCAGCGCCGUGGCCGUGCAGCGCAACCCGCGCUUCUGGCCGAGCCGCCCGAGCAGGCUGACGGGCGCGCCCACGGACCUGGACGACUACCUGCCGGAGCGGUGGUUCCGCACCGAAGACAAGGCGGGAGGAGCCGCUGGCGCUGCCGCCGCCGACGCGAUGGCGGACGAGGACACGGAGGACUACGGCGGGUUCAAGGGCCCGGACACGAGCGCGCAGCUGUUCCACCCGUACCGGGGCAGCUUCAUCCCCUUCUCGGAGGGGGCGCGCAGCUGCCUGGGGCGGCGGAUCGCGCAGGUCGAGAUCAUCGCGGCGCUGGCGGUGGUCUUCCAGCGGCACAGCCUGGAGCUGGCCGUCGACGGCGAGGGGAUCGGGGUCGGCGACGGGCAGGUCGCGGCCAUGGGGCGGCCGGAGAGGGCGGCGCUGUACCAGCGGGCGCAGGCGCGGUGCCGGGAGACGCUGCGGGGCGCGACGACGCUGCUGACGCUCAAGCUGCACGGCAGCGCGUACGUGCCCGUGAGGCUCGUCAAGAGGGGCGAGGAGAGGUUUGUCAACUUUGUGGAUGCGUGA